Molecule: messenger RNA, 949 nt
Organism: Canariomyces notabilis
Lineage: Eukaryota; Fungi; Ascomycota; Sordariomycetes; Sordariales; Chaetomiaceae
Exons: 1
Coding region: 82-561 (159 amino acids)
Source: RefSeq, a predicted model, not a curated record
AGCAUAACACCAAGGUACCAAGUCGUGCUAGUCAACGUUAUUCGAUGCUAGAAGGGACCGUUUCUCCUUCGGACCUUCUAUAUGCUUAAUUCAAUCCCGCUCACAUAUGUUGACCAUAUCUUUAACUACUCAGGUAUGAAUUGUCGGUUUACGCGGGACCUACGGAGUACAUCCCUAUUCCCUAACGACCUCUACUCGUACGGUCGUACCCUCCUUUCGUGUCCGCUGUUGUGGAAAGUACUACAUAGUGGGAUUGUACUAGUAUGUGCUACACCAUCCCACAGUCCCCAUGGACGCAGGCAAGUUCAACUUACCGAGCUCAAAUCUCGUCUCCAUUUCAGUAGCUGCGCAAGCCCUCCUCUCAGAUCGUGUGAGACGAAAUGUUUAGCUACUACCUUAGUACCUACUACAGGAACAGAGAUCGGCAGCAAAACGUGUCGGGUUAUCAGUCUACCCGUAUUCUAUGGCCUCACCAAACAAAAGCAUCACGAUUGUUAUCUAGCCAAGAUUAGGAAGCGGAGCUCUCUCUGUUCCGCUUCAUGGAGGGUUGAGAUCCCCUAGACAGUAGGGUAUCGUAAAACAACAACCAGUCAUCUGAACCACGCCCCUUUUUCCUGUGCUGUCUACCCUUUUCAAGGCCGUUAUACAUUGCCCCUGGUUUCACCACCACAACCCCGUCCAUCAGGCACACCAACAGACAUCCUGGCACAUCAACAUAAAGUCAUUGAUGAAUUUCCCUUGGUCAUUGCAAUAGGCGUGUGUGUUGUCAGACAUGACACACAAGUUGUAGUGUGCUGCCGUCUUGCACUUGGGUUGGCCAACCGCUGCCGCUUCAGGGGUAGCAGCGUCGGCGGCAGAUGUGCUGCUCUCGAUGCUGGCUUCCACAGGCGCAGCGAGGAUGGUUUGCGGCAUGAGAAGCAGCAUUGCUGCGGCGAAGAUGCUGAGGACC